AACAAAUUCGUCUCGAAUAACUAAUACCGUGGACAGGCGCAUAUUUUACGUGUAUAUAGAUGACAUUCUUAUUUAGUUUUUACAUAUAGAUUUUUUUUCGCAUUCAGCGAAUAUACGACAAAUAUACGUAAAUGUUAAAGCGAGAGAAAGAGAAAAGACAAAGUAUAGAAACGAAGUGUAGCUACAACGCGAUCAGAUCUAAUCAAGUUAAAUUCAUGAUGUUUACAUUCUAUGGUUAAAUCUAGCUUGCACUUUGCCCCUUUUCUCCUACUUCUCUCUUAUUAUCGCUUGUAAAUUAUGACUCUGUUAAACUUCAGUUUUGUGAGUUCAGCAGUUUAGUUUUUUUUUUUUUUUUUUAAUCGCGUUUGCCUUAAACUGCAAUUUGUUGACGCGUAUUGAUGUCUAUAAAGUAGUGUAAAAUAGUAGUGUAAGAUAGUUUUAAUAUAUUUUGAUUGGCAAAAUGGCAUCGAGCUCUUACGAAGAGGUCGGGAGCGCUUUUCCAAUAAAGAAUGAUACGCUUAAAAUCUUGUGUGUCGGACGCGUUUGUCUCGACAUCGUUUACACAUGUCAGCAAUUUCCUUCGGAGGACUCGACUGUAAGAGCUGUUGACUACAGAUGGCAGAGAGGAGGCAAUGCAUCUAACACCUGUACAGUGUUGUCGUUACUAGGACAGCCGUGUGAACUACUGGCUUGUUUGAGUUUAGACGAACAUAUUAAUUUUAUGCAAAAUGACAUGCGCAAAUAUAAAAUCGGUUAUUCCCAUUGUCCCUUGUUAGAAGGCAUUGCUUGUCCUACUGCAACUAUUAUAUUGAGUUUAAGCACUGGAACUCGCACGAUUGUAUAUCACAAUCAAAAUUUACCAGAAUUAACGUUUGAUAAUUUUCAACAAUUUAAUUUAAAAGAAUACAGCUGGAUUCACUUCGAAGGAAGGAAUGUGAAUCAAAUAUUGCUUAUGAUGCAGCAUAUAGAAAAUUAUAAUAAAUCAUUACGUGAUCAUCGCGAAAAAAAUAGUUGUCCAAUUACAGUUAGCAUUGAAUUAGAAAGUCCGAGAUCGGGUGCCAAGUUAUUAGACUUUUUGCCAUAUGCUGAUAUACUAUUUAUAUCUAAGGAUUUUGCUAAGACCCAAGGAUUCUGCAAUAUGAACGAUGUAAUUGAAACUAUCGGCCAAAAUACUGAACUCAGAGGAAUCAUUAUCUGCGCGUGGGGAGAAGAAGGUGCGAUGGCACGCACUACAAGUGGUGCGAUAGUGAAAUCUGCGGCUUUUCCACCACAGAAAGUGAUCGAUACUUUGGGAGCAGGUGACACGUUUAAUGCAGCUGUUUUGUUUUUUUUAAAUAAAAAAAAAUUACAAUUUAUGCAGAAAUGUAAGCAAGAAACAACUUGCUCGAAUAAUGCUAACCGAACGAAGAAUGAUAUUUUCGAUGGUAAUGCUAAACGAAACGUUAAACACAAUUUUAACAUAGAAAGUUUGGAAUAUAUUCAAACGAAAUUCAUCGAUAAGACAAUCUUACAAAAUGCCAUUGAAUAUGCUUGUUAUGUUGCGGGUACAAAAGUUGGAUUGAGAGGAUACGAUGAUCUUGAUAAAUGUUCUGGUGAUAUAUAAUACAAACAAUUGAUAACCAGUAGAAAGGUAUGGAUUUUUCGAACACAUCUUGUCGUUGUGCAGCAAUUAUUUCCGCAGCUAUGUCUGCU
This is a messenger RNA of Pseudomyrmex gracilis, 1692 nucleotides long. RefSeq names its product ketohexokinase-like. The transcript has 5 exons. Bases 461 to 1603 code for a protein of 380 amino acids. Gene Ontology annotation, molecular function: ketohexokinase activity. Gene Ontology annotation, biological process: fructose metabolic process. Lineage: Eukaryota; Metazoa; Arthropoda; Insecta; Hymenoptera; Formicidae. The record is from RefSeq and is a predicted model, not a curated record.